This is a messenger RNA of Penaeus indicus, 1051 nucleotides long. Its product is annotated as DET1- and DDB1-associated protein 1-like. Gene Ontology annotation, biological process: positive regulation of proteasomal ubiquitin-dependent protein catabolic process. The record is from RefSeq and is a predicted model, not a curated record. Lineage: Eukaryota; Metazoa; Arthropoda; Malacostraca; Decapoda; Penaeidae. The transcript is spliced from 4 exons. The coding region runs from base 77 to 382 and encodes 101 amino acids. Gene Ontology annotation, cellular component: Cul4-RING E3 ubiquitin ligase complex.
AGAAAAUAAAAUAAAAUAAAAACACCCAACGAACGAACACCUUCGAACGUAACAGGAACAAUCACACGGGAACAACAUGGCUUCGUCAUUUCUGAAAGGAUUGCCAGUAUACAAUGAACAGAAUUUUAGCAGGUUCCAGGGAGACCCCAGUGGGCGUACCUCAUACAAGAAGCCACCUGUUUAUUUACCCACAAAAGACAGCCCUGGAUCGCAAGAAAUUGUAACAGAAAAGACAAACAUUCUCUUACGCUAUCUUCAUCAGCAGUGGGAAAAGAAGUGUCCUAAAAAGAAACGGGAAACAGGAAGCGGCAGCAACGAAGAGGAAGCCCCUCGCAACAAGCGGGCCCGAUUAGAUCCAGGUCCCUCCUCUGACUCCCCCUAGCCACCCUCACAGCUCUGCUAGUGAAAGAAAAAGACUGUUUGUAGGACGUCUGGGUGAGGUGAUCUUAUAGUGUUCAGAAGUGGGUGGCCACUCCUAGUCCAGCCGAAAGCUAUAUUGUCAUAAUCAUUCCUGAAGUGGAAGGAUCAUGCUCAGAAAUGAAUCUGCUGAAGGAUGGAAUGUAUCUCAUAGGUUACAUUUGUGAAGUUUGUGGUGAAAACGGGGCAGCGAAAGACUGAUGCUCGUUUUUUCUUGACAAGUUUUGUGUGAGUGGGACACAAAAAAAUAUAAGGAAAUAAGAUAAUAAUUCAAUGUUGUAACAUUGUAAAAGGAGUUUGUUUAGAGGUGAAUGAAAUGUUUAUAUGAUAGUGUAAGAUAUAUUUUUUGAAGGUUUACAUGGUCUUCCUUCACACAAUAUUGUAUUUUUUUUCUUUUAUAAUUAUGUUAGUGGAGCAUAUUAACUUAAAAAUAAUUUAGUAAUGAUAUUGGCUAUUAUUUUAGAUCCAAAUUUUAGAAGCAUGUAGUGCAAAUAUAAGCAAAAAAACAAACAAACAGACAAGAAAACAUAUGUAACAUUAUUUCGUAAAUACAUGGAGGAAUAGAUUCUUAUUGGCCAUAGAUAUUUCAGAGAUGUGAGAAAGGCAAAGAAAAAAUAAAAAUUUCAAGGGAGGA